CAUUUAUAACCAGAGUGUCUGGAGGUCGACCUUCCGUCGCGCAGACAACAAAGAGGAGGUGACAACGUGAGAGUGCCGCACACGUGCCGUGUUCCGGUCGCAACGUUCGAACAUCCGUUUCCGGUACCCUAAAACUAUUGAGCCGGAGUGCUGUGAAUGUGUCCAGUGUCGGUGUGCCGGGAGACAGUUUAAAAAGUUCGUUUGCCGUGUCCGUGAACGUCACGUGGACCGUUUGUGAAGCCAGACAGCAGAUGGAAGGCAGAUCAGUCCUGUUGCUGUCACCGCCGGCAACGCCACCGUUGCAGGACACCACCACCGGCUAUGAGUCGGUGGAAAACUUGAAGAUGAAUAACGCAGUCAAAGCGGCACUGAAGCGCAAGCUCGAGAUUGCGGCCGCCGGUGCGGAGGAAGGAGACAGCGCAAGGCCACACUUCGCCACGCCGACCCACUCGGACGCGUCGGAGGACGAGUCGGAUCUGCCGCCGCGGAAGCGCCAGUACGUGCGCGAUCCGGAUCAACUGGAAACACAUGCCGCGCUGCAACAGCAACUGCAGCGCCAGCAACAGCAACAGCAGCAGGAGCAGCUGGCCACCACCUGUGCGCCCACGCCCCCACCGUCCGAGUGCGGGUCCGGUUCCGAGGACGAGACGACCAAGUCCGGCUCGGACGAGGAGCGGUGCUACUUUCAAAAUGGCACCCAGGAUGCGGCCACGGCUGCUGCACCCCGCGCCAGCGUGAUCAUGCGCAUCAACAAGGAUGGAUCGUGCACGGCCCCCACGGGCUCGGGGCCGGGUGCGGAGGAAUCCUGCGGUGCGUCGCUGAACAUUUUCCGCAGCUACAAAUUCAAAAUGGGUCCCCGGAUGUCACCACCACCGGUGCCCGUCGUCGCUCCACCGUCGGCGCCACAGGAGGACGCCAAAGGACAGUCGGCCGCAACGAUGAUGGCCGCUCCGGCCGCUGCCACCGCCGGGAAGAGGAAGCGAAAGGAACUGACCCCCGGCCCGGUGUCACCGAUUCUCCCGAAAGCACCGCUCGUCGCCACCGCCACCGCCACCGCCCUGCCUGUGAUAGCUCCGAAGGUUGUGGCAGCGGUCCCACCGGCGGCAGCACCUCCCUCCACCACCCAACUCAUCUUUGCCACGCAAAACGGUUACUUUCUGGUGCCCCCGCAUCACAACCUGCUGCUGGCCGCGACGCCCACCGGUCUGGAGAGUGGCGGGCGCCCCAAGUCACGCUCGACGGCCACCUCGUUCAGUGUGGCCCUUGCCGAACGGCAGCAGCAGCAGCAGCAACUGGCGACAAAGUCGGGCCAGGUGGCCCCCCGGGCUCCCAUCGUUGCGCCACCGGCGCCUCAGCCAGCGGCCAGCAAACCGGAACGGCGCCGUAUCUACGAGUGCGAUCACCCGAACUGUGGCAAGAACUACUUCAAGUCGAGCCACCUGAAGGCGCACCAACGCAUCCACACCGGCGAGCGACCGUUCAACUGCAAGUGGCCGGACUGCGGCCGCCGCUUCUCGCGCUCCGACGAACUGUCGCGCCACAAGCGCACGCACACCGGCGAGAAGAAGUUCGCGUGCGAGGUCUGCGAACGUCGGUUCAUGCGCAGCGACCAUCUGGCCAAGCACGUCAAGCGCCACAACAAGGACAGCCCGGCCGGCACGGCCAAAGCGCUCGGAUCCCCGAGCCGACGACGCACCGCCGUCGCUGCAGCUGCUAGUCAACAACCGUCAGCGGCCACAGGCAUUCUGCCGGCCGAGAUCACCCUAACCAUGGCCCGGGCCCUCUAUCCGGCCUCCGCCGGCGUCUUCCCACAGCCGCCGCCGGCGCAGCCGUUCGUCUUCGCCCGGAGACACCCGGAAGCCGGCGACGGUCAGUAAGCCAUUCCAGUGUCCCAGUGUCACUUUCACCGCAUUUUGGGUUGCCGUGUCUAUCUCCUCUCUCACCGGCGCUCUACGGGGAGGCGUGUGGUUCCUUGGCCGUCGGGGGGCCGUGGCCGCUAUCUGUGAUCGUUUUUCUCUUACAAAUGGAAAACUCUACAAAACAUACACUAGAGCUGCUCUAGGGCUUCACUAUAUCGCGCGUUCACUAUAUCACUCUUAUCAAAGCCGAGGAGGAGCUGGACAGGAGAGAAGAGACUCCGAGAGUUGUGCCGAUGUCUGAUUGUAAGAUUACCAUUGUUUCUAAAUCCCCCCCCAAAUUUGUUAGCCUUAGCCUCUCGUUAGUUGGAGUGGUCCCCGGGGGGGUCCAGGAGUUAGCUAUAAGUUGUCUCUGUUCUGGCGGCGGAACGCGGCGUUCCGGAUUCUCCCGCUACGUUACGUAUUUAUUUUAGCGCUUAAAUCGAUAAUUGUAAAUGCCACAGUGUAAGACCCAGAGCGAGGGAACGAGUCCCGAGAGAGAAAAGGAAAACAGGUGUGUGACAAAAGAAAACACGUAAAACUGUGCUCUGGUAAAUGUAUUAUUCGAACUAUGAAGUCACCGGCUAUGAAAUUCGGAAUUCGGGCCACACAGAGGGCCAAACACCUAAUAAAAUCAUAUGA
This is a messenger RNA of Anopheles bellator, 2537 nucleotides long. It is a transcript of the gene cbt, whose product is annotated as transcription factor Sp5. Gene Ontology annotation, molecular function: DNA-binding transcription factor activity, RNA polymerase II-specific; RNA polymerase II cis-regulatory region sequence-specific DNA binding. The transcript has 2 exons. Gene Ontology annotation, biological process: regulation of transcription by RNA polymerase II. NCBI's taxonomy places the organism in Eukaryota, Metazoa, Arthropoda, Insecta, Diptera, Culicidae. Bases 252 to 1877 code for a protein of 541 amino acids. The record is from RefSeq and is a predicted model, not a curated record.